Molecule: messenger RNA, 16320 nt
Organism: Trichoplusia ni (cabbage looper)
Lineage: Eukaryota; Metazoa; Arthropoda; Insecta; Lepidoptera; Noctuidae
Gene: ft
Product: cadherin-related tumor suppressor
Exons: 9
Coding region: 473-15478 (5001 amino acids)
Biological process (GO): homophilic cell-cell adhesion
Cellular component (GO): plasma membrane; cell-cell junction
Molecular function (GO): calcium ion binding
Source: RefSeq, a predicted model, not a curated record
UUUCAAAGCUGCGGGGGAGGUUCGCUGGCCGGAGGGAGGGGCGCGGGCCGCGUGGAGCCUCCGCCUGCCAGUGCCGCGCCGACUGCGACGCCGCCCGCAUGCCGCAUCCGCCGCGUUCGACACUUAUCAAACAUAACAAAAACAUAACUGAAAAGUGCUUUCAAAUUGUGUUGCGUGUUAUCGGGUGACUAUAGUGUUUAGAUUCUUGUUUAGUGCUACUCGGGACGUACAUGUUAGACUACCGUAGAUUGUGUUUUGUCACGUGUUUACGAAUGAAUGUGACGGCGUAGGCGCAGCCGCGGCGGGUCGCACUCUCCGUGAGAUAUUCGUGCGCGCGCAGGUCGUCGCGGCCAUGCUGCAUACCUGACGAGAGCGAGUGCGCGAGUCUGCGCGAACGGGACACAGCGAGUGCUCCCGGCGCGCGUCAACUUUCGCUGACGAAGAACAACCCUGCGAUGUUUUUGUCGGUGUCAUGACGAGGAUGUGGCGAUGGCACGUGGCGCUGGUCGCGCUGGCGGCGCUCCUGGGCGCGGGCGUCGGCGCCGCCGCCGAGCAGAUGCAGUCCCGCGCCGUCGAUACCGGUGUCGACCUUCGCGUUCUCGAGGACCAGCCCGUCGGUACCAUCGUUGGCAGGAUCCCCACAAAACCCGGUUUCACCUAUCGUUUUAAUGAGCCGCCCAAGGAAUUCAUCCUCGACCCGGUGUCCGGUGAAAUCAGGACCAACUUGGUGCUCGAUAGGGAAGCCGUGGACCGCUACGCGUUCGUUGUGUUAUCCAGUCAGCCGACUUAUCCUAUAGAAGUGCGAUUACGGGUGACAGAUGUGAAUGACAAUUAUCCGGAAUUCCCCGAACCGAGUAUAGCGGUUGCGUUUUCUGAAAGUGCCGCGGCCGGGACAAAGUUAUUGCUCGAUGCGGCGACUGAUAUGGAUUUAGGAGAAAACGGUAUCACUAACGAUUACAGAAUAGUUGAUGGUGAUAAUGAGGGGAAGUUUCGGUUGAAUGUCACCGUUAACCCAAGUGGCCAAACAUCAUAUUUACACUUGGAAACAACAGGAAAGUUGGAUAGAGAAACAACAGACUUUUACAUCCUGAAUAUAUCAGCACGUGAUGGUGGUAACCCACCUAAGUACGGGUAUCUCCAAGUGAAUGUUUCUAUACUAGAUGUGAACGAUAAUCCUCCUAUAUUCGAUCAAAGUGACUUCUCAGUGUCUCUAAAUGAGAGUGUACCACCGGGGACCACAGUUCUAAAAGUAACAGCCACGGAUAGUGAUUUAGGUGAUAAUAGUAAAAUUACCUAUGAAGUGACCGAUACGGAACGACAGUUUGCAGUGGAUCCUGAGUCUGGAGUGAUAACAACAGCCAAGAAGCUGAAUUGCCCUAAGUAUUGUAGUAAUACUACUUGUAAUAUGACUUGUGUUCUAACUGUUAUUGCAAAAGACCAUGGCGUACCUCGGCAAGAUGCACGCACGUAUGUCACAGUCAAUCUCAUUGAUGCCAAUGAUCAUGAUCCUGUCAUAACGUUCACUUACGUUCCUCCUACAGCAAACUUUGCAACUGUAGACGAAAAUGCUAAAAAUGGGUCACUUGUAGCUGCUAUAACAGUAACUGAUUUAGAUGCGGGUUUAAAUGGUAUUACAAGCAUAAGUAUAGUUGCUGGUAAUGAACUUAACCAUUUUCGCUUAGAAAAUUCAUCCAGCGUGUAUAUAGUACAUGUAAAUGGUGUCUUAGAUAGAGAAGAAAUUAGCAAGUACAAUUUGACUGUAGUCGCUACUGAUAGAGGAUCACCUCCACGUACAGCUACCUCAUUUUUAGUUAUUCAUGUUAAUGAUGUUAAUGACCAUGAGCCUGUGUUUGAAAAAUCUGAAUAUUCUGCAGUUCUCACAGAGCUUGCUCCUUCUGGGUCUUACGUGGCCAGUAUAACAGCUACUGAUGAAGACACUGGAGUAAACGCUGAAAUAUUCUAUGACUUUUAUGAUGGAAAUCAACAACAGUGGUUUUCUAUUGAUCAUUUGACAGGUUUGGUCACAACAAAAUCAAUGUUGGACCGUGAAAUACAAGGUACGGUCGAGCUGAACGUUUCAGCAAGAGACGGAGGACCUAACCCUAAAUGGGCGUAUACUAGAUUGAAAAUCACCAUUUUAGAUGAAAACGAUGAAGCUCCGUGCUUCUCUCAGCCACAGAUAAAUGCUACACUACAUGAAAAUAUAAAGCCUAUCAAGGAAAUACUCAUUCUGACAGCAUCUGAUUAUGAUCAGGGUACGAAUGGAUCAGUCUCAUAUUAUUUACCAUCAAGCAUAGAGAGAAAAUACCCCAAUACCUUCAUAUUAGAUCCCAUUACGGGGCAACUUAGUACAGUGAUCGAAUUAGAUAGAGAAAGAAUACCUUUGUAUGAACUUCAAGUACUAGCGAAAGAUCAAGGAUUUCCUCCACAAUCUUCUACUGCCACAAUAUUACUGAAGGUUCUUGAUGUUAACGAUAAUGACCCCAUGUUUUACCCACAAAGGUAUAUUGAAAGUAUCAAUGAGGACUUGCCAGUGGGCACGAAUGUUUUACAAGUGAAAGCCUUAGACCUGGACGAAGGUGAAAAUGCUAGAAUUAUGUACAGACUGGAAAGUGGUGGUGACGGUUAUUUUGACAUAGAACCGUGGACCGGUAAUAUUGUUUUGCAAAAAGAUUUUAGAAAAGCCCCGGAAACUGUUUACACUUUAAAGAUAUCUUGCAAAGACAAAGGAAACAGACGUGCUUUUGAAGACGCUAUCGUUGAAAUAGUAAAAACAUCCCAACGUAAAAAUCUACAGUUUGAUGGUUAUAACGGCUACACAUUUAAAAUUCUUGAAGAUGAAGGAACGUCAAAGGCAGAGAUUGGACGUUUAGUAGGAAAAGUAAAUGCCAGGAUAUCUAGUGAUACAAUAUCAUACUACAUUUUGGAAGGGGACCCAAAACAUAUCUUCAAAAUGGACGAAAAAACCGGAGCAAUCACUACUGAUUCUAAUGUAGACCGUGAAGAUAAGAUGACUUACCAUCUCAAGGUUAUGGCGAAAACGGGAGUAGCCUUUGGAUUUACUACAGUAAACAUUUCCGUUCUAGAUGUAAACGACAAUUAUCCUAUAUUUAUUGAAGACAAGGAUGAAAUACACAUUCCUGAAAAUAUGGCAGUAGGACAAGAAGUGUACUUUGCUAGAGCUACAGAUCGUGAUUCAGGAUCGAACAGAACAAUCUUUUAUACGUUGAGUUAUAACCCUGAAAGUAACUUUCGGAUAUCAGAAACUACGGGAGUUAUUUAUUUGAACAAACCAAUUUCAAGUGAACCAGGUACUAUCAUGUUUAUUGAAGUAACUGCUACCGACAACGGAAGUCCCUCCUUAGCAGCAAAGCACUCCAUAUCCGUUGUUAUUGAUGACGUUAACGACCACACCCCUGUGUUUGAUCACACGUCAUAUGAGACAUCUCUACUUGAGUCUACAUUAGUCAAUACAAGAUUUUUCGCAAUUUCGGCGUCUGACGCUGAUCUAGGAGCUAGCGGUAGAAUAUCUUACUACAUCGCGGAAGGAAACACUGAUGGAAAGUUUGGCGUAUUCCCAGAUGGUUACCUAUACGUCAAAAGCCUUCUAGACAGAGAAGAACGUGAUUACUACUCGUUAACGAUAAUUGCGACUGACUACGGAAAACCAGCAAGAUCUUCCCAAGUGCCUGUGGUUAUUCAUGUCUUAGAUGAGAACGACAAUAGCCCACAAUUUACUAACACCACAUUCAUAUUCAAAAUUAAGGAAAAUGAACCACCUGAUACUUUCGUUGGAAAGUUAACAGCUACGGACAGGGACAUCGGUCGCAACGCAGAGCUUACGUUUUCACUGCCUAUAGCGCAAAAUGAUUUUAGAAUAGACUCUAGAAACGGUUUCAUAAAGACAUUGAAAUCAUUUGACAGAGAAAGCUUAGCACAAAAUAAUGGUCAAAAUUACAUAACCUUAACUGUAACAGUUAGUGAUAACGGUAAAGUUAAAUUGUCCGAUUCUGUACGAGUUACGAUUUACAUAACAGAUGUCAAUGACAACGCGCCUGUCUUUACGCGUACUCCGUAUAAGGUCGAGGUAUCUGAAGGUGCCGCUGUGGGAGCUUCUAUUAUGCGAGUGUACUCGACAGAUGCUGACGAGGGAUUGAAUGGUGACAUCUACUAUAAACUGAUAGGUGGUGAUGACUUGGGAAAGUUUACCUUAGAUGAAGCUACCGGACAAUUAUUGAUUAACAAACCGUUGGAUCGCGAAACAACUGACCACUAUCGCCUGACAAUCAUGGCACAUGACUCUGGUCAAACAAUACGCCUUUCUGCGACCACAACAAUUACAGUUGAUGUUUUAGAUGAGAAUGAUAAUGCACCGGUGUUUACUCAAACUCAAAUGAAAGUGUCGGUACUAGAAACUGAACCGGUAAAUAAAAAGAUAAUACAAUUCCAUGCCACUGACGCAGACUUGGGUAUAAAUCGAGAACUGCAGUUUUCCAUCUCAUCAGGGAAUAGGAAAGAAGCAUUCUUUAUCGACAGCUACUCAGGCGAGUUGUUUUUACACAAACAAUUAGACUACGAAGAUUUAACUUCGUACGUAUUGAACAUUACUGCGACAGAUAACGGUAAUCCAAGUUUAUCUUCAAGCAUAUUAUUUACCGUAAAUGUUAUCGACGCAAAUGACAACGCACCCAUCUUUACUAAUACGGCUAUUGUGCGGCAAAUCCGAGAAGGUAUUCCUAAGCACACACCAAUAGUGACAGUCACCGCAGAGGACCCAGAUUCAGGCUUAAAUGGUAAAGUUUAUUAUUCGAUCACGCACCAAGACCCUAAUGACAGCAAGCGGCACUUUGCCAUAAAUAACAUCACUGGGGUCAUACAUACUUUACUACCUAUUGAUAGAGAAAGUAUAGACACAUUCAGAAUAACCGUUGUCGCUUAUGAUAGAGCAGAGCCACCAUCGGCGAGGCUAUCUGCAGAGAAAUUAGUUACUGUAAUCGUGGAAGAUAUAAACGACAACGCUCCAGUUUUCGUAUCUAUGAAUGCAGCCGUGAUCAACACCGAGAGGCUAGGAAGAAGUGCCGGCCGUGGAAUAUUUAUCAUGAACGUUUUAGCCCGUGACUUAGAUUCAGGAACAAAUGGAUUGGUCACUUACAAGCUUAUCCACGGUGGCAACGAUCUAUUCGAUUUGCACCGAAGUAACGGCGCAUUGACUUUACGUUAUCCUCCUGCGACACCGGAGGCUCGCUGGAACUUAGUCAUAAAAGCUACAGAUGAGGCAGUGUUAAGUGAACAGAAGAGCACUGAGACCUAUCUCACAGUAAUUAUGGGCGGUGCAGACCUGCAAGGUGUCACCUGGACUAAUGUAGGUUCGGUAUCCGUGGCUGAAAACGAACCCGCGGGUACGGCCGUGUUAAACUUGACUAAUAACUAUAAAUCGGGCUUAGAAUAUUACAUAGUGAAUGUGACCGGUGAUGGUAGGCAAGUGGACAGGUUGUUUGACAUAGAUUCUUCGUUGGGAAUACUAUCCACAGCUGUGUCUCUCGACCGAGAAGCCGGCGUGGACCGGUACGAAGUGGAGAUAUGUGCAGUGUCUACAGGAGCACCGCUAAAAACGACAACGACUAAGGUCGAAGUGGUGAUCUUGGACAAGAACGACAGUCCCCCGGAGUUCAAGAAUAUUCCGCCAGCGUACCUGGCGUCUGAGGACCUGGCUCCUGGGCAGCGCAUCGCGACCAUCUCCGCAGAGGACCCCGACACCAUCGGGACCAUCACCUACACCAUACAAAAUGACGACCUGACCCCGUUCUCCCUCGACCCCCAAACCGGCGUCCUCACUCUCAAAGAUCCUUUGGACCGGGAAACGAUUUCCGAGUACCAAGUGAUCGUGAGAGCUGACGACGGCAUCCAGUUCACAGACGUAACAGUUGUUGUUCAGGUUACUGACACAAACGACAAUCCGCCAGUAUUUAAAGAAAGCGCAUAUUCUUUCGACAUUCCCGAAAAUGCUGCGAGAGGUUCUGUGGUUGGCACCGUGGCGGCCAUUGACCUCGACUCAGGACCAAAUGCCCAGCUCACUUACACCGUCAUCUCCGACUGGGCUAACGACGUGUUCUCACUCAACCCUCAGACAGGAGUGUUCACACUCACAGCCAGGCUGGAUUAUGAAGAGACACAACACUACAUUCUGGUAGCGCAGGCGCAGGACAGCGGUCACCCAUCUCUGUCUGGCACUGUUACAGUCUACGUCAACGUGAUUGACCUCAACGACAAUGCUCCCAUAUUUGACCCCAUGAGCUUCUCAAACGAGAUCCUGGAGGAUGUUCCUGUUGGCUCUUCAGUAGUCACUAUAAGUGCUACUGAUUUAGAUUCAGGAUUGAACGGCAAAGUGACAUACAGCAUCAGCUCAGGAGAUGAGGGCCAAGACUUCACAAUAGCGGAGAACGGAACGAUUUACACCGCGAAACUACUCGACAGAGAAACCUUGCCGAUAUACAACCUCGUUGUAACCGCUAAAGAUAUGGCUAAGCCGCCAGAACCUCAACUUUCAUCAACUGUACAGGUUACCAUACAGCUAAAGGAUGUCAAUGACAUGGCACCUGAGUUUGUUACACCCAAUAUAACCACAGUUUCCGAAAAUAUUCCAUUGAAUACAGUUGUUAUGACGAUAAAAGCUGUCGACAAAGAUGAGGGAAGAAACGGAUAUGUUGAAUACUUUAUGACGCCGGAUCCUGAUAUCAACGGUUACUUCUCUUUGGGUAAUGUUGACGGUAUAUUGCGAGCUACGGGAAAAUUGGACAGAGAACUUAAAGCAAGCUUUACAAUCACCGUCACAGCUAAAGAUAGAGGUGACCCACCAAACGUAACCAAAUCGAAAAUAAGAAUAAAUAUUUUGGACGAGAAUGAUAACAGUCCAGUAUUCGAUCCGAAGCAAUACAGCGCCUCAGUCCCAGAAAAUGCUAGUAUUGGAGCCAGUGUACUUCAAGUCUCGGCAACUGAUAUAGACGAAGGUGCAAAUGGACGAGUCAGAUAUUCAAUCGCUUCCGGUGACGAAAAUAGAGACUUCAGUAUAAGCGAAGAUACCGGUAUAGUUAGAGUAGCUAAAAACCUUAAUUUUGAACGAAAAUCUCGUUACAUGCUAACGAUUAGAGCAGAAGAUUGCGCAAAAGACGAUGUCAGAUUCGAUACGGCUGAAUUAUCUAUAUCAAUUCAAGAUAUAAACGAUAACCCGCCCACUUUCCUAGACUCACCGUACUUAGCGUACGUAAUGGAAAAUGUUAUUCCUCCAAAUGGCGGGUACAUAAUAACAAUUCAUGCUUACGACGCUGAUUCACCACCAUUUAAUAAUCAAGUUCGCUAUUUCAUAAAGGAAGGCGAUGCAGAUCUCUUCAAAAUAAAUGCUUCGUCAGGGCAAAUUUCCUUGUUGAGAACAUUAGAUCGUGAAGCACAGGAUGAAUACACUCUAGCCCUUGUAGCAAUGGAUACUGGUUCACCACCACUUACCGGAUCAGGAACAGUCAAAAUAGUAGUUCAAGAUGUCAAUGACAACAGCCCAGACUUUGAAAGACAAAGCUAUAGGACUAAUGUGAAAGAAAAUUUACCUUCUGGAACUGUGAUAUUGACUCCAAAAGCUACUGAUAAAGAUGUUGGAAACAACGCCAAGAUUAGAUACAGUCUCCUUGGUGACAAGUCAGAGAGAUUUCAAAUAGAUUCGGCGACAGGUAUUAUAUCUACAAAUGCCACUUUAGACAGGGAAGACUGGGAUAUUUACUACCUUAUUAUUAUGGCCCAAGAUUCAUCAACAACUGACCCAAGAACGGCUACUGCAAACCUUACAAUAAUAGUGGAAGAUGAAAAUGAUAAUACACCAACGUUUGCUCACCCCGUUUACGAAGCGCAUAUUUCUGACAGAACCGUGAAAGGUGAUUUUGUGUUUGGAGUCAAAGCAAGUGAUAAUGACAUUGGGCUAAACAAAAAGAUUACCUACGAUUUAAAGGGAGAGCACCAAAACUUAUUCACAAUUAAUAGAGAAACUGGAGUAAUUAAAGCUAAUGAUAACCUUAUGAAAUAUAAAGAUAAAAACGGAGCAACAUUCAAUCUCUUAAUAAUUGCAACAGACAGUGGGGCAAUUCCAAGACAGAGUACUGCGGAGCUAAUUUUAAUACCAAAAUCAGUGAAAAACUUCCCAAAGUUUACAGUUACAAAUAAACUUACAUUCACUUUUUCUGAAGAUACACCUGAGGGAGUUUUGGUUACUAGGUUAUCAGCUACAUCUCCGAAAAAAGGUCCAACUGGUUUACUCCAAUAUGGUAUCGCAGGAGGAAACGUCGGAGACGCUCUGAGAGUAGAACCAAUGAGUGGAGAAGUGUUUAUCACUGGCAAAGGCCUCGACUAUGAAACAAUGCCUUUGUAUGAAGUCUGGUUCGAAGUCAGAGAUUCAGAUAAUCCACCAUUGAAGUCAUUCAUCGAAAUUGAAAUAAAAGUUACUGAUGCUAAUGACAAUCCUCCGGUGAUCGAAAACGCUUUAUACAAUGCGACAGUUUUAGAAGAAGAAUAUCCACCUCAAUUGGUUAUUAAGAUUGACGCCCACGACGAUGAUUCAAAUGAAAAUGGCAGAAUAUCGUUCAAAUUAGUCAAUGAUUAUGAUGAGACAUUUAGAAUCGAUGCAGAAACCGGAGAAAUUAAUACCAACAUAGCGUUAGACAGGGAAUCAAUUCCAUUUUAUGAACUGAUUGUAGAAGCUGUAGAUCAUGGAGUACCACAAUUGGUAGGAACAUCAACUGUGAUAGUUACAGUUUUAGACAAAAAUGAUAAUCCACCAAGAUUUACACGACUUUUUAGUGUCAAUGUAACAGAAAAUGCAGAAAUCGGAUCAUUUGUGAUACGAGUCACAAGUUCUGAUUUAGAUUCUGGGCCCAAUGCGAAUGCCACUUACAAUUUUGUUGAAAACCCAGGAGAGAAGUUUAUAAUAGACCCAAUAAGUGGAAAUGUUACAGUAGCCCGACCUCUUGACAGAGAAUUACAGGACGAAUACAUUUUGAAAGUUGCAGCAACAGACGGAGCUUGGCGUUCAGAGACUCCUUUGACUAUCACCAUACAAGAUCAAAAUGACAAUGCACCAGAAUUUGAAUAUUCAUACUAUAGUUUCAAUUUCCCGGAACUGCAAAAGAAAAACAGUUUUGUUGGACAAGUUAUUGCUACGGAUAGAGACAAACAAGGCCCAAAUUCUAUCAUAUCGUAUUCUCUGCAACAGCCAUCAGACUUAUUCUCCAUUGAUCCUGCCACUGGAGAGAUUCUUAGUAAAUUCAAGAUGAAUUACAAAAGAACAUCUGUCAACUCAUCUCCAGAAAAUACAUAUUCAGUUAUUGUAGUUGCUACAGAUAAUGGAAAACCGCCAAUGUCUUCAGAAUGCUUAGUGACGAUCAAUGUCGUUGAUGCUAACAAUAACGCACCGAAGUUCAAGACACAUGAAAAGUUUGUACCGGUACCAAAAGACGCAACCUCGGGUGAACGAAUAAUAAAACUAACUGCAGAAGACAAUAUGGACUUCGGUAUCAAUGCUGAAGUUGAAUAUUAUGUAUCUGGCGGAAAUGGAACUGCGUAUCUUACAAUUGACAAGAGCAGUGGUUGGAUAGUUGUUAGUAAACAGUUCUACUACUUAGGGCAGUACUACGAACUCAAAAUAAAAGCUGUUGAUCGCGGCGUACCACCACAAUCUGAUGAGACUACCGUCAUAUUUGUGGUGACUGGAGAAAACAUCUACAGCCCUAAGUUUACAGCCCUGAGUUAUCAAGUAAUUGUUCCGGAAAACGAACCUAUUGGCUCUCCCAUCCUAACUGUUAAAGCAAGUGACGAAGAUGAAGGGCCUAAUGGGAUUGUGAGGUAUUCUAUUUCAUCAGGAAACGCUGGCAAAGAAUUUCAAAUUCACCCCAUAUCAGGCACAAUUAGUAUUUUACGGCCGCUUGAUUUUGAUACCAUCCAAGAAUAUAGGCUAAAUAUAACUGCAAAAGAUCUUGGUUUCAAGUCGAAAGAGACUAUUGCCACUCUGACCAUAAUUUUGACCGAUAUCAACGAUAACGCGCCGCAGUUUAACCAAACAGAAUAUGUGGCAAAUUUACCUGAAAAUUCUCCUGUAAACAGUUUUAUAUACAGAGUUACUGCAGUUGAUAUUGAUUCACCAAAGAACGCCAUCAUUAAAUAUUUCAUCAAUAACGACAUGGCUUCGUUAUUUCACAUCGAUGUCAAUACUGGGGAAAUAUUUUCCAAAGAAGUGUUUGAUUAUGAGGAGAAAAGAUUGUACACAUUGGAAAUAAGAGCUGAAAACCCUGAUUCUAUAAUGCGAAACACAACGAAAGUAAUAGUUCACAUAACAGGUGUAAAUGAAUACUACCCCAAGUUCAAGCAACCUGUAUUUCACUUUGAUGUAUCUGAAUCUGCUGAAGUUGGUGCGAACGUUGGAGUCAUUCAGGCUACUGAUCAAGACAGUGGUGAUGAUGGAAUUAUUUACUAUUUGUUUGUCGGUUCCAGCAACGAUAAGGGAUUUAGUAUUAAUUCACAAACAGGUGUAAUUCGUGUUGCGCGAUACUUGGACAGAGAAACACAAAACAGAGUGGUCCUAACGGUACUCGCUAAAAAUUUUGGUGGUAUCCAUGGUAAUGAUACUGAUGAAGCACAAGUCAUAAUUUCAAUUCAGGAUGGCAAUGACCCACCUGAAUUCCUCCGCCAUUUCUAUGAAGCAACUAUUUCUGAAGGAGCCAGUAUUGGACAAGAAGUAAUACAAGUCAAAGCAGUCGAUAAAGACGUCCGUCCACAAAAUAACCAGUUUAGUUUCUCAAUCAUUGGAGGUAACACUAACCAAGAUUUCAAAAUUGACCCUCAAACCGGAGAAAUUGAAGUCGCACGCCAUUUGGACAGAGAAACUUUGUCAAUGUAUUCAUUGAUUGUUGGCGCCAUUGACACUGGAGUUCCACCACAGACUGGUACAGCAACGGUCAAGAUCACGUUAUCAGACAUCAAUGACAAUGGCCCUAUAUUUGACGUGUCCAGCUUUGAAGGGUCUGUCUAUGAGAAUGAACCGCCUAAUACAAGCAUCACGACCCUUUCGGCUAAAGACCCAGAUUUGCCACCCAACGGAGCUCCAUUUUCAUAUGCUAUUGUCGGAGGACCGCAUGAGAGCUAUGUGAAGGUUCACAAACACACAGGCGUGCUUUUGACAACUAAAAAGAUAGACAGGGAGUUAACGCCCAAGUUAGAAAUUGUUAUACAAAUAGAAGAUAGUGGUACACCUGUAAUGAAAUCCAAUUACACAAUAUUCAUUAAAGUGUUGGACAGAAAUGACAAUCCUCCAACUCCAAGAUCUGCUCAUGUUAUUGUGUAUGCCUUUAACAACAAAGUUCCUCGUGGUAAAAUUGCCGACGUUAAACCAAACGACCCGGAUAUUACUGGAGACUACAAAUGCAAGAUCAUUAAGGAAUCUACCUCCGAAAACACUAUAUCACUUCUCAAUAUCAGAUCAGGAUGCAACCUUUACACGAACGCUGUCAAACCUGGUCAAGGAUAUUCCUUUUCCGUGUCAGGAAAUGACGGCGUCCAUCGAGAUGUCAUAUCUUCCAUUAGUGUAGAAUACUUUUCUUUUGACAAUACUACCGUCGAGCAAUCUGUAACUUUGAGAAUAUUGAACAUGACUGCAUCAGACUUCCUUACUCAUUACUAUCGCAGUUUAUUGGAAACAUUAAAAGAAAGUCUCAAAAGCACAGAAAGUAUUUACAUGUACAGCAUCAAUGAAGUAGAUGGACAUUUGGAUUUGACGAUUGCAACAAAAGGCAAUCACACUACUUGGAAAAGAGAAACCACGGAAAAGUAUUUGAAAGCAAAAGAACUACAAAUAACAAAGCUAUUGAAGAGUCAAAUAAUAGUAGCGUACUUUCCAUGCGCCUCUCAACAGUGCCAAAAUGAUGGCCUUUGUACGGAUUCAAUAAGAGUUUUAGAUGAUACGAAAAUAAUUGAAAGUCCGUCUCUGAUUUUAUCAUCACCCUUAGUAAAGCACGAAUACAUUUGCCACUGUAUGGAUGGAUUUAUUGGAAACAACUGUGAAAAGCGCCAAGAUCCUUGCUCACCAAAUCCAUGUCGUUUUGGAGGUCAAUGUAGAAAACAAGGGCACGAUUUCACUUGCACAUGCCCAGCUCGCCGAGAUGGCAAAACAUGUGAGUUGGAAAGAGAUGACGUUUGCAGUAGUAACCCAUGCAAAAAUGGAGGUUCUUGCAAAGAGAGUGCUGACAGAAAUUCAUUCUUCUGCUUAUGUCGUCCUGGAUAUCGCGGUAAUCAUUGUGAAGCUUUAGUUGACUCGUGCCGACCUAACCCUUGUAUGCACGGAGGAAUAUGUAUAAGCUUAAAACCUGGUUACAAAUGCAGCUGCUCGAAUGGUCGCUAUGGUACGCACUGCGAAAGUACAACUUUUGGAUUCGGCGAACUGUCUUACAUGCAAUUCCCAUCACUCGAUGCGUCAACAAACGACAUUACUAUAAUAUUCGCUACUACAAAGCCAGAUGCUCUCUUGCUUUACAACUAUGGCGCACAGACAGGAGGAAGGUCAGAUUUUAUUGCAAUAGAAUUGCUUGGAGGAAAACCUGUGUUUUCAUUUGGUGGCGCCAGAACAUCAAUAACUUCAGUUGCCAUAAUGAAUACUAAUAAAAACUUAGCUGAUGGCAGUUGGUAUAAACUCACCGCUACCAGAAACGGUCGAGUGAUUUCUCUAAGUGUGGCAGCUUGUACUGAACAUGGAGACGUCUGUACAGAAUGUGAUCCUGGCGAUGAUUCAUGCUACGAUGACGACACAGGACAAGCGGGUACUUUGAACUUCAACAAUGAACCAUUGCUCAUCGGCGGCCUUCACAAAGCAGAUCCAGUUCUUGAGCGACCGGGUCAAAUACAUUCUGAUGACUUCGUUGGAUGCAUGCACAGUAUCACCAUCAAUGGACGCCUGCUUAACCUUACAAACCCGCUGAAGGCUCGAAGUGUUGAACCGAAAUGCGAACGCUCAGAAAAGGGAGCCUGCUUCAAGAAAGAUGUUUGUGGUACAGGACAAUGUUUGGAUAGGUGGAGAGCCAAUUUAUGCAAGUGUAAAGGUAAUUUAAUUUCACCCGACUGUGGCCUUUCACUUCAAUCUAUUUCAGUAGCUGAGAAUGGAUUUGUUACUUACACAAUCUCAGAGAAACACCGGAGGAUGCAAUUACUUGAAACAUUUUAUGGAGGCAAUACUAACUGGUCCAAGAAAAAUGGAAAAUCCUCCGGCAAAGUCAUUCCUAAAGUCAAUAGCCCAGCAAAAAGUUUGUCUCUAUUUUUUAGAACUCAUAGAAAAGAUGGUGUUCUAUUUUACUCAGCAACCGACAAAUAUUACACUUUGAUAGAACUGCUGGAAGGAAAAGUAAGUUACACCUCGAAACAGAACACAGUUGUAAACAUGACUCAAUCUGAACAAAACGAUGUUUCUGACGGUAACUGGCACAAUGUCACCUUAGUGUCAGUCGGUAGAAGUAUACGCUUAUUGGUGGAUAACAAAAAUGUAGGCGAAGAGCUCGACGCUGCUGGCGUUCAUGACUUUUUAGACCCCUACUUGACUAUAAUAUCAAUAGGUGGUGUUAAAAAUGAAUGGAUUUCUACAGCAAGUCAGAACAAGUUCGAAGGCUGCUUAGCGAAUUUCUCUAUUAACAAUGAGAUUCAACCAUUCAGUGGAAACGGAAGCAUAUUCAAAGAAACCAUUCAUAGAGGCAAAAUAUUAAACGGUUGCCACAGUGCUUUUGGUGUUGGAGCAGCCCAGAAUCAUCCUUUACGCAUUGGAAUAACACUUGUGAUAGUAUUUUUCGUAAUCUUGUUGGUAGCGAUAUCAGUCUCUAUAAUCUUUUACCGACUUCGAAAACAGAAAAAAGAAAAGGGUAAUGGAUCAGCAAGUAAAAGCAAUAUUGUGCAUUCAAAGCAAAACGGCGGUCCCGCUAUGUUAAACGCGCCAAACUUGAUUGCUGGUACAAAUGAUAGUAUAAUGAACCGAAACCUUCAUAAUAAUGACACUAGUCUUAACAGUUACAUGUCAGAUAACGCCGAUAUCACCAGAAAUGUUGGACACAUUGUCGGACCAGAAUUAUUAUCAAAGAAAUAUAAAGAUCGCGAAAUAAUGAACAUAGAUCCUCCAAGACCUCAACGACCAGAUAUUAUCGAACGAGAGGUUGUUGGUAAGAGUCCGGCCCUCAGAGAAGAUCAUCACCCACCUCCACCACCAUCUACAAAUACAUCUCACCACACCCACGAUCACCCAAGUGGUAUGGACCUCAAUUCAGAAGUACCAGAACAUUACGAUCUUGAAAAUGCAAGUUCCAUCGCACCCUCAGAUAUAGAUAUUGUCUACCAUUACAAAGGAUUUCGGGAAGCAGCUGGCAUUCGAAAAUACAAGGCUACACCACCACCGAUAGCUGGCUACCACCAUAAGCAUCAAACACCUCAACACCGCCACUCUCCACAUCAUCCGAGUGGUUAUCCAUCUCGAGUACCGCAGGCGGCGCAACCUCCUCCGCAACCGAGACAACAUCAAACAACACCGUUAGCACGGUUAUCUCCAAGUAGUGAACUGAGCCAGCAACCGAGAAUAUUAACGCUGCACGAUAUAUCCGGCAAACCAUUGCAGAGUGCAUUGCUAGCUACAACAUCGAGUUCAGGUGGAGUUGGUAAAGACGCACUUCAUAGUAACAGCGAACGAAGUUUGAACAGCCCCGUCAUGUCACAGUUAAGUGGGCAAAGUUCUUCUGCAGGGAGGAAAACACCUAGCGCGCCUCCUCAGGUUCCACAAGUAGUGUCUGUCGGUUCUGGAGCGGUGGGCCUGACUGCAGAGGAAAUUGAAAGAAUGAAUGCCAGACAAAGAACAUCGAGUUUGGUUUCAACAUUAGACGCAGUGUCCAGUUCAAGCGAGGCACCUCGAGGAGGAGGGGUCGGCCACCACAUUUCACAUAGACAUCAUUCACCACCAGACGAUAAUAGAAGCUCAACAGGUUCCGAUGAUGAAAGUGGAAAUGAUAGCUUUACUUGUUCUGAAAUAGAGUAUGAUAAUAAUAGUAUAAACGCAGAUAAGUUAGAAGAUGUAAGAAGACAGAAUGUAAGUAGUGGAAGUAACCCUAAGAAACCGAUAUUGCCACCACCGUAUGAAAGUUUUGACUCAUCAUUCCGUGGUUCUCUCAGUACUCUAGUCGCAUCUGAUGAUGACUUAGCCCCGCAUGUUAGUUCAGCGCUGUAUCGGCAAGCGAAUGGUUCCCCUGCGUCUGCGGCUCUCGGCUGGGGACCAGCAGCUCUCGAUUUGUUCAACUGGGGCCCAAACUUCGAGAGCAUGAUAGAUGUAUUCAAAGAUAUAGCUGAAUUACCUGACUCUGUUAAUGGAAGAAUGUCUUCCUCGUUAAGACUGCAGAAUGGCACACCCAAGCCGUCAGAAGAAUACGUUUAAUGUAAGAAUUUUUAGCGUAAGAUUGUAAAUAGCACUAUAUUUGUUUAAGAUUUUGUAAAAAGAUUGUUGUGAUCUUGUAUCAAGGUCUCUAUAUUUUCUUGCCAUAUAUUGUUUAUAUGUUUUCAUAAUUGAUGUGAAUGUGAUGGUUAUUGUGUAUGUAAUGUCAAGGCAUAAGUACUUUCACGCACUUUUACCUUAAAGGCGUGAGAGCCAGUUUUACGCUACUCAAAAAACGAUGUGUAAAUUCAGGUGACUACAGUCAGUCGGUGUUUGUCACUUGUUUUAAGCAACAUGCGGGUUCUAUGCCUUUAAGUAUAGUUCUGUUUAUUGUCACUUGAAGCUAGUAAUAUAUCAAAUAAAAGAAGGUCGAAGUUAUCCCAGACUCAGAUAUUAAAUUUUUCAUCCGCAUUGCGAUUCUACCCAUGUGUUUUGUAUAUUACUGCUUCAAAAUAUAAAACCUCAUUGUACAUAGUUUGUAAAUAUAAUUAUAUCCGAAAACAAUCUGUGUAUAAAUGUAACAGUGAAUUAUGUUAGUUCAAAUUUUAACUCAAAAAUUAAAAGGCUCUGAUUGUCUGGGUAUAGUAAAUAGUGUAUUGUGCUCAACCGUCGUGUAAAUAAUAUGAAUACGCUUAUUUAAUGGAAUCAAAUAAAUCCAUGUGAUAAUGUUUGUGAACACAUAAUUCUACGUUGUCAGUUUUCGUUGAGACGGAAAUAUAAUACAGUCAGAGCUUUCUUUCCUGUUAUUGAUUUUAUCGCCAUAUUAUUUAGUAAAGUGCCAAAUGACUUUAAAUAAUUUUAAAUAACUGACUGAUUUCAUAAAUAAAAUAUAAAUUAAAAUUCUU